UUCAUGCGAACGGUUGCGAAGCCGUGCCAUGGAAGAAUUCACAUGGCAUCCAGCCUACCGCAUGAUUCCAAAAAAUGCGCGGCUCCACUUAGACUCAUCGGUCUUUCUGCUUUCCCAUUGCUGGCGCUUGUCCCGUGCAGAGCCUGGUUGUCAAAUAUUGGCGCCCGCGCUCUUCUUCCCAGACCAGUACGAAGAGGUAGUCAUGUGGUGGUAGCCGCUCUUCCAGAGGAUGCUGAUGGCGAUGGGAGCACGGACUGGGACAAGGAGCUACAACGUGCAACAGAGAGGCUGAAGAAGAAGGAGUUGCAGGAGGGUGUUCUCACGGCUGUGCCGCUCUUUGACCGGAGUGAUGAUUGGACCGUGGAAAGGGUGGAUUUGAAAGAUGAGGUUCCUGCCGCUGGUACUGUCCUUCUGGCAGAUCCUCGCACUUUCCUCGAGUCCAAGACCAUGCCAGCCGCCGCCGCCCGGACAGGGUGGAUGCCUUCCUUUGAGUCCCGUCGAGAGCGGGCGCGGCUUCCAGUGGUGCUCAUCACGGAGCAUCGCUCGGAGGGCAUUGAGGGCGUUCUGCUGGGCAGCUGGAGUGGAAAGUUAAUGGGGGAUAUGGGUCUGGAGCACUUUAUGACGCGGCCGCUCUACAUUGGCGGCGCCAACCCUGGAAGAGGGCUUUCCAUGCUGCACUCGUACCCUGAGAUGCCUGGAGCCUCGCAGCUCACGGAAGAUGGCCUGGCCGUCAGUAGCGACUUCGGUGUGGCCUGCGACUGGAUCAGCGAGGCUUCGUGGCACCGAACGAUGCGGUGGGAACGUGGGGAAGGUGGAAAAAUGGCCAAGCGGAUUCCGACCGAUGCUGAUCUCCGAAGAAGGAGCAAGAAGCUCUGGAGCAGGGUUUUCAGGGACUUCCUGCGCCACGAGACAUUUUGGGCCACGGCACACCGGGCCGUCCAUUUUCACUCAUCUAGGACAGCACCAGACAUGGGUUCCGCUGGGCGAAAGCGCCUUCCACAGGGCCCUGGGUCAGCGCUUCGCUUCAAGUUCUUUUGGAACACCGUCUCCUGGAGGAGGGACGAGGUCGACGAGAUGUUGUCAGACAAAGGGAUCUGGAUCCCCGUGACCGUCAGGAGUCCCACCGUUCGAUGCACCGUUCCAGAGGGUCUUGAGCCCCAUGAGAAGCGAAAAGCUCCGGUGCCGCGCCCAGUCGUGACCUCCUGCUUCGGGAGCCCGAUUCCUCCUUUGAGGAUCCGCUCUGGGUUCAAUAUGCCAUGAAGGCCGGCGGAGAGCUGCAAGAGCUCGGAGACCAGCUGGGCCUCUUCCCGCCGAGCUGAUGCAGACCUGAUCGGUGUGCUGGGAUGUGCUGGGUCGUUGAGGGGUUGUAGAGCCAGCAGGAUGCGAUGUGCUGAUCUACAACGCGUGGCUUCCAUCGUUGAUGCGAUUCAAGCAAAACACCGACCAUGAGCACAGAGUCUGUUCUUCACCUCUUUGGGACGAGCUCCACUCCGACUCCUGUCAAAUAGUCUAGUGCUUUGUAGCCACUUCCUCACAACAGGCUUGCUGCCUGCUGCAGUUGCCAGCGUAGCUUCUUUCAUCCUUUACGACCAUCGUUCGCUCUUGCCGUGGUGAAAAUGAACACAUGGCGGCUGCAUCGCGGGCCGUGCCUCGAUCGGGCAACAAGAGUCAGCAAGCGGGGGAAGCCCAAGCCACGCCCAAGCUACUUGAAGAGGU
Durusdinium trenchii is the source of this 1716-nucleotide messenger RNA. The record is from the annotation of a GenBank genome assembly. NCBI's taxonomy places the organism in Eukaryota, Dinophyceae, Suessiales, Symbiodiniaceae.